GUUAUGCAUAUAAUAUAAACUCACAUCUACAAAGUCUGGAUUAUAUUGACAGUAUUUGCUUGACAGCGAACCUAUCUACAGUACUGACCUAUAUUAAAAAUGGAGGAACUUGACAAGACUCAACUGACCCUUCUAAAGAAUGCCUUCGACGCCUUCGACCAUGAGAAAAAAGGAAUCAUCAGCACAGACAUGAUUGGUACAAUCCUCGAAAUGUUAGGACACGAGAUUGAUGAUGACUCCUUAAAAGAAAUUAUUGACGAGGUUGACGAAGACGGUUCGGGCGAAUUGGAGUUCAGUGAGUUUUGUAAGCUGGCAGCGCAGUUCCUCACAGAAGAUGAGGAGCCUGACAGUGAAGCCAUGACGGCCGAGCUCAGAGAGGCCUUCAGAUUAUACGACAAAGAAGGUAACGGUUACAUUACGACGGAUGUACUGCGUGAGAUCUUCAAGGAACUGGACGCUUCUAUUCCGAAGGACGACUUGGACGCCAUGAUUGAGGACAUUGACUCUGAUGGCUCGGGCACUGUUGACUUUGAGGAAUUCCUUGAAGUCAUGACUGGUGAAUAAAUUUCCGGCUUGUGUAGGUUCUUUUUUAUAUUAUUAGUUUAUUUAUAAAUGUUAUUUAACUAUUAUUAAAAACCUAAGUGAUAUUUAGAUUAAGUUUCGACCAAAAUUCAAAUUUACUGCGCCUUUACUCUGUCUAAGGCACUGGAAGGUUGAAUUUUGAUGAUACCUUUUAAUGUAUUUAUUAUAAGGUACUUUAGUAUUUAUAAAAAAAUAAAAACCUGCGAGCAGUGAACAUAAAUAUUUUUAAUAAAUAAUGAUU
Cydia amplana is the source of this 823-nucleotide messenger RNA. RefSeq names its product troponin C, isoallergen Bla g 6.0101-like. The transcript is spliced from 6 exons. Gene Ontology annotation, molecular function: enzyme regulator activity; calcium ion binding. Lineage: Eukaryota; Metazoa; Arthropoda; Insecta; Lepidoptera; Tortricidae. The record is from RefSeq and is a predicted model, not a curated record. Bases 100 to 564 code for a protein of 154 amino acids.